AUGCCUGCUGAGAUGGCUCUGGCCAGUUCACUUUCCAACAAACCAGUAUCACCAUGCUCCAGAAAAGUUUCUACUGCAGGGGUGGAAGUGCACCAGAGCAAGCUGGAUUUUUUCUGCAAGCUGGGCUAUGGUAAGCAGGACAUCUGCAAAGUGCUGGACAACCUUGGCCAAGAGGCCCUGGAAGAUGAUGUGCUGAAAGAGCUGAUUCGGAUGGGAAGCAAACCUCAAGCUCUGGACACCCAGGCUCAGCCUUCCACACUAAAACUUGUUGCCCGUGGAUCAUGUAGCACUACACCAGGGUCAAAGUGGCUUGGAGAAGAUGACAGUGAUUCUUCUGAUCACUUCAGACCCAUUGUGAUUGAUGGCAGCAACGUUGCAAUGAGUCAUGGGAACAAAGAGGUAUUCUCCUGCUGGGGGAUCCAGUUGGCAGUGGAUUGGUUUCGAGAAAGGGGGCACACAUACAUCAAAGUUAUUGUCCCACUCUGGAGAAAAGAGCCCCCUCGACAAGACAGUCCCAUUGCAGAUCAGCACAUUCUUGAAGAGCUGGAAAAGCAAUCCAUCCUUGUGUACACCCCAUCCAGGAAGGUGAAAGGCAAGAGGGUGGUUUGCUACGAUGAUCGCUACAUAGUGAAGGUCGCUUAUGAGAAAGAUGGAGUCAUUGUUUCCAAUGAUCAUUACCGGGAUCUCCAGAACGAAAACCCCGAGUGGAAAUGGUUUAUUGAGCAGCGACUACUCAUGUAUUCUUUUGUCAGUAACAGGUUUAUGCCUCCUGAUGAUCCACUAGGCCGGCAUGGACCCACUCUUACUAACUUCCUCAGCAAAAAGCCAGUGCUUCCUGAACCAAAAUGGCAGCCUUGUCCCUAUGGUAAGAAAUGCACCUAUGGCAAUAAAUGCAAAUUUUACCACCCGGAGAGGGCACAUCAAGCUCAGCUCUCGGUUGCUGACGAGCUCAGGGCCAAAAUAAAGGUCCCGUUAAGCCUGGGGAAAGAGGAGGAGUCGCGUAACUGCUCACCCUACGGGCCCGGAGCGCCGGCGCUGCCCGACGCCCGCCCGGGAACGCUGCGAGGAGCCAGUGGCUGUGCAGGGGCCUCCUGCUACCCAGGGUGGUCCCAGGGGAGCUGCCCUGAACAGCCAGACAGCACCUGGGCUGGUGUCUCCAGCUCUGACCUGUGGCUGGACCAGAGGCUGCUACAGGCAGAGUGGCUGCGAGACCAGCCCUUCCUGGAGAAGAUGUCAGCGAUGUCCAUCAGUGACAACCCCUGCAGCUACCACUGGUCCCCACACUGCUCUCUGGACAGAGAGGUGACAGAGAGCCCUCAUCGCUGCCGUGACCUCAGGCUCAACCCAUACUCGCUGCAUCACCCCCACAGCUUGGACCACACCUGCUUACCAGGAUGCCCCUUCCAGCACCCAGUGCUUCUGCCUGCAUGGGGCGGGAUGCACCCAGACCCCAGGUGGCCUCAGGAGUGCUGUGGCACUCACAGGAUGGGUCAGAGGAGCUGCUACUUCCCUGAUGCUGCUCAGCACAGGCGGGCCCUGGAGCCUGUGCAGCAGGUCUGGCGGCCGCUGGCAGCUCCUGCCCCGCCUCACUCGCCCAGCCAGCACCAGCACCAGCGCUUCCCCAGCCAGCCCCCGAAGCAGCCCUUCCUGUUAGACUCCAGAAACAGGCUGGGCUUCUUCCAGAAAGCCUGUGCUUACCCUGAUGCCCCUUCCAGUGACAACUGGCCCACCCCGGCUGCAAGGCCACCCUCUGCCCAGCAAGCAAACAUAGAGAGGGAGCUGUGCUCUCUGUUCCCUUACAGCGAGGUGAACCACAUCAUGGCUUUGUACCCCGAUAUCAAGGAUGUUGCUAGCUUGACUUUACUGAUUCAAAGACACAGAAACUUGUGA
Molecule: messenger RNA, 1890 nt
Organism: Apus apus (common swift)
Lineage: Eukaryota; Metazoa; Chordata; Aves; Apodiformes; Apodidae
Gene: ZC3H12D
Product: zinc finger CCCH-type containing 12D
Exons: 5
Coding region: 1-1890 (629 amino acids)
Biological process (GO): nuclear-transcribed mRNA catabolic process, RNase MRP-dependent; 3'-UTR-mediated mRNA destabilization
Cellular component (GO): nucleus; cytoplasmic ribonucleoprotein granule
Molecular function (GO): metal ion binding; mRNA binding; RNA endonuclease activity
Source: RefSeq, a predicted model, not a curated record